GGAGCAGAAUCCAGGCACUAAAGGCCUGAGUGGUCAGUGAGGGUUUAAAUCAUGCAGGAAACUGGCAGGAUCACCUGAAUAAUCUUAAAACCUUUUUAAAAAUUUGCUUGGCGCCUGUAGCUCAGCAGCUAGCGCGCCAGCCACAUACACCAGAGCUGGCAGGUUCGAACCCAGCCUGGGCCUGCCAAACAAUGAGAACUAGAACCAAAAAUAGCCGGGCCUUGUGGCGGGUGCCUGUAGUCCCAGUUACUUGGGAGGCUGAGGCCAGAGAAUCGCUUAAAUCCAAGAGUUUGAGGUUGCUGUGAGGUGUGACGCCACAGCACUCUACCCAGGGCGACAUAGUGAGACUGUCUCAAAAACAAAAACCCACACCUUUUAAAAAACGGAAGUCUUCACACAAAAGGUUUGUAUGUGCUGCCCUUUUGAGAAUAUUGUUAAGGAAGGGCGAGAGGAAAUAGUAGCACAAGAAAAGAUCAGGGAUUCACCCCAUUCUUGAAAAUAGCCCUUUGCUCCUUUCAGUUGGCAUUCCUAGGGAUGGGGGACAGGACAGCUUCCAGCCUUCUUUUAAAUAUACUCCAGAAAUUCAAGCUGAAGGGGUAGUGAGAGAUGCCACCUUUGACAACUGCCCGGGUUGGUGGGCCAGCCAGGCAUUGGCAAGAAAAGAGGAGACAAUACAGUCGAGGAAAGAGCAGAGUGCGGGUACUCUGGACUCCGGGUAGUUUCUGUUCCCACCUGGGUAAUUUACUUAAUCUGAGCACCCUGUUUCCUUACCUGUAAAAUGGAAACAAUUAUGCCUACCUUUCAGGGUGGUUUUGAGGAUUAGAGACUAGUGUCUGGCACAUAGUAGGUAAUCGUAAAUGGGUACUAUUAUUGGGCCCAACCCCUCGUUAUGGGACAGAACGGGCUAACGGACGUGUCAGAAUCUGCGACCUCCCGGUCUUAGAGGGUAGAGAGGCCUCCUCCCUCUAGGAGGUGGGGACACGGUGGAGGCGGGGCAGCAGGAGGAGGAGCUCGCGCAUCGCGACCCGCCCCGUCCCGUCCAGUCUAGUCUGGGCGCAGAGGGAACGCUGUCCAAGCCGCCACCACCCGAGCAGCCUGCCUUGGUGCCCUGGUGCCCCGCGCCGCGUCCAGUCAUGACCCUGCGCCCCUCACUACUCCCGCUGCAUCUGCUGCUGCUGCUCAGUGGGGCUAUGUGCCGGGCGGAGGCUGGGUUUGAAACCGAAAGUCCCAUCCGGACCCUCCAAGUGGAGACACUGGUGGAGCCCCCCGAACCGUGUGCGCAGCCGGCUGCUUUGGGAGACACGCUUCACAUACACUACACGGGCAGCUUGGUAGAUGGACGCAUUAUUGAUACCUCCCUGACCAGAGACCCUCUGGUUAUAGAACUUGGCCAAAAGCAGGUGAUCCCAGGUCUGGAGCAGAGCCUUCUAGACAUGUGUGUGGGAGAGAAGCGAAGGGCAAUCAUUCCUUCUCACUUGGCCUAUGGAAAACGGGGAUUUCCACCAUCUAUCCCAGCCGAUGCAGUGGUGCAGUAUGAUGUGGAGCUGAUUGCACUGAACAGAGCAAACUACUGGCAAAAGCUAGUGAAGGGCAUUUUGCCUGUGGUAGGCAUGGCCAUGGUGCCAGCCCUCCUAGGCCUCAUUGGGUAUCACUUAUACAAAAAGGCUAACAGACCUAAAGUCUCCAAAAAGAAGCUCAAGGAAGAAAAACGAAACAAGAGCAAAAAGAAAUAAUAAAUGGUAAUUAAAAAAACAAAA
Nycticebus coucang (slow loris) is the source of this 1757-nucleotide messenger RNA. It is a transcript of the gene FKBP11, whose product is annotated as FKBP prolyl isomerase 11. Gene Ontology annotation, molecular function: peptidyl-prolyl cis-trans isomerase activity. The coding region runs from base 1134 to 1733 and encodes 199 amino acids. The record is from RefSeq and is a predicted model, not a curated record. The transcript has 6 exons. Lineage: Eukaryota; Metazoa; Chordata; Mammalia; Primates; Lorisidae. Gene Ontology annotation, biological process: protein peptidyl-prolyl isomerization.